CGGGAAAAAGUAAAAGUUAGCGGAUAAAUAGGCAAAGAAGGUUGUGUUUAUUGUACAAGUUAUGGGAAAGUGAUGGACCUGGAGUUGACGGCCCAACUCCAUCCGCUUAUGGGACCUCCUGCUGAAUGGGCACAUGGCUAAGCGGGAUCGCGACUGGGAUCUGGUCUGUCUCAUAAGUGAUCUUGGCUUUGGGGUCGGAGGCCUAGCCGGGUUAAACGCACCACUUGCCCACAUUGAGGUUUCAGAGUUCGUGUACGUGCUCCUUGGUUAUGCGAGACGUGAUGUUUGCAAUAGAGUGGUCACAUUAACUGUCGCGUCGCUUCAUAUUUAUGGGUUCCAGCCACGACACCCUAUUGAUGGGAGUGACCAGUCUAUUAUUGGAAUUGAGAGGGGGAGUUAGAUGAAGAGGUUAAAAUAGGCCUGGGGACCUGAGCUUGGCGACAACAAAACAUUAAGUGUAAAGGGUUUGCCAGUAGGGAAUCCAUCAAUCAGGGCGCCACUUAAAUUUGACAGCACAAGUGGGGCGAUGUGACUAGUAGAAUAUGUCCAUGCCUCCUACUCUGCAUCACAAAGUUUAAUCUGACACAUAUGGCUACAGUAAGAAUUACAAGGGAUGACUACAAUGGGCCUGAAUAAUAUUCUUUUGGUUCC
Cuscuta campestris is the source of this 651-nucleotide messenger RNA. NCBI's taxonomy places the organism in Eukaryota, Viridiplantae, Streptophyta, Magnoliopsida, Solanales, Convolvulaceae. The record is from the annotation of a GenBank genome assembly.